UGCAAAGUGCGAGAACCUUAUGUUUCAUCGUUCGCAAUCGAAUCGCACAAUAUUUUCCAUCCAAAAAAACCAUACAAUGCUAUCGCAUUCAACGGUUUUGUGAGGCAACUCACAAUCAGUUUGUAACAAACACUCCAUCGAUGUAAACGUAUCUCUGGUGUAUCCUUGUUGUAAGCAAAAUUAUAUUCGGUUGAUAAUUUUACCCGAUAAAUUUUGUACGGCAUUUCGUGAAGUACGACAGUCGAGAGUGUAUGUAGAGAGAGGCGACUUCCGAAAGAACAAUUUUUUAAAGCAUAAUGGCCGAACAGAAUAGACAGAAAGAAACAGCUUGAAAAAAGCAAACAGGUCGAUUGCUUUUAAACGUACGUGAAAGACAGUUAAAUAUCGUUUUUUUUUCGGUGAAAACAAGCAUUGAACGUUCUAAAAAGAAUUCAACGUCAUACCACGCGUUAUGGUUUAAUCAACGAAUUAUUUUUUUAUUAAAGGACAGACAAGAAGGGGAGACUACGAAAACAAAAAAUUGUAUUUCAUUUUCCAUUGAGAUCAAAAACGAAUGAAACAUAAGCAACAAAAGAACAAAGUACACUGGCGAAACAAUGACGACCACGACAUUGUGUUUAAAAUUUGUGCUUUUAAUUUUAUUAAGUUUUGAACUUGUAAAUUAUGUGAAGUUGGAAACGGAAAUACCGUUGCUGAGUGACGAUCAAGAGGCCACAACUGGUUGCCAGUUACCUGAUAUGAGAUUUGUUCGUCCAAAAAAAUUUGGUUCGACAACGACUGAACCGCCAUACGUAACGUUCGAAACAACACAAAUAUUUCUACCGGAUGAAUUUACCACCGCUGAUUUAGAUUAUGGCGAACACACUGUUGAUGAAACACUUUCGACGGAAACCGAAGCUCACACAUCAAAUCAACGUAGCACACGAUACACUGAUUACAAUCCAUAUGCGUGGAAGGUUGGCGAUGGGGAUGAGCUGCAUAUUCCAUUGGGUAGCAGUGGCAGUGAAAGCAUUCAUCGAAACAACAAGAAUAACAAAUGGGAACGGCGUAAAUUGCGUAAAAAUACAGGUCGACGCCGGUUGGACCAACACAAUCAGGGCCAUAAGCAAACCAAACGGGAAAUUCGAGAAGAUAAACUCCAACAACAACAUCAGCAGCAACAGCAACAGCAACAACGACAACGGAACAUCGAUGACAACGACGGCUUAAAUCAUUUGUUGUCUAGCAAAAUCGGCCGAAAUACAAUGAAAACAAAAAAAUUAUAUACUAAUAAAGCUGGCAUUGACAGCAGCGAAAAUGUUGAUAGAACCAUGGAAAACGGUAACAGCAUUUUCGACAAUGGCAUCGGCAACAGUAAAACAAUGAGAAUCACAUUCAAACUGAAAAAUGGUAAAAUUGUCCAUAAAAUUGCUUUGCAACGCACACAAAAUGGAGACAAUGGCCAUCGCAACAUUGCUAGCAAAAUGUAUCGAAAUGACAACGAUACUACAGACAGUGUCUAUACGGAUAAUUAUCAUGUUGAUAAGAUGGUGAUGACAGGCCAAACAAAAUCAAAGACAAAUGACACUGGCAACGCAUUGACCGAUAACAAUGAUGAUGAUGACGACAACGAAAACACUUUCAAUGCCAAUUCAAAUAUGAAAAUUGCCAAUGACAUUGAAAAAAUUGUAACAAUAAAACAUGACAAUGAUUCAAUUAACGAAACUAAACCAAAUCAAUUGCAUCGCAUCAAACGAAAAUCGGGAAAGGCCGCAGGGGCAUUGGGGAGACCCAAAGGUGGCAACGAUAGUGGUUCAAAGAGUACAAGUCGAAAAAAAGAAACUGGAUAUGAAGACGAAGUUCAAUCCGUGCCGUACGGUCCCGAAGAAGAUGAUGAGUCGGACGAAGAGGAAGAAGACUCCGAGGAAGGUAUACAUUUUGAUGAGGUUACUGAAGUUCGGUUUCCUGGCGAAGUUGGUCCGAUGGGAAAUCGUCGUUUAUGCAAAAUACGCUGCGUUAAAGGAAAAUGGGUUGGCCCAUUGUGCGCUAAUGAAGAGGAUGAUCAUGGCCAAAUGAAAUUCCAGCCGUUGUACAAAAGUUGUAAUGUGAAUCGAAUCCCACCCCAUUUGUUGCUUAGCUACAAAAAUAUAUCAGUGAAUGUCGGAUGGGAUGUACCACAUGGGGAAGCGUUGCAAGCACGUUGUAAAGAUUUGGGAUUAUAUAAAUUACUUGGUGAGUCGGGUGUGUUAUGCUCUAAUGGGUUAUGGGCGCCUCGUAUGCCGUCUUGCAUUCCAACGACACUAUUAACGAACUUCUCGGACGAUAGUCCUCCAUCGAUUCGGAUAAAAAUCGGAAUUGGUUCCGGUGCAUUUGAGCCAUCAGGUUUUUUGGCUGUAUUGCCCGGAAGCACCAUACAUUUGGACUGUAUGUUUCAACGGCGUCGUGGCAAUCCCGAAUGGACAUGGACUGGUUGGCAUCGAGAAUAUCAAACAGGUUGGUCUAGUGCACCGGAUGAGAAGGCUACCAAAUAUCGUUUAACCAUUAAGGACAUACAGCAACAAGAAUCUGGAACAUAUACUUGUACAUCACCACGCGGUCUAACCAACAGCAUUCUCAUUACUGUCGCAAUGUCAACAUGUCAAGAACAACCAACUCCAAUACCACCAUUAACUUUACAACUCGAAGGAUUGAAACUGGGUCAGCGAGUACUGUAUUCAUGUCCAGUUGGUUAUUCCAUUCAAGGCAUAUCAAAUGCAACUUGCUUAGCAUCUGGCAAUUGGUCAUCACCGCCACCAACGUGCAAUCCAAUUCAAUGUCCGUCGCUAUUUCUCGAAGAUCCUCAUUUAAGUUUAACCGAGCUAAAUACAUCAGCAUGGGGCAAAGCCGUUUUCAAAUGUUCAUGGGGCUAUCGUUUAAGUGGUCCGCCAAGUUUGGAGUGUGAAUCAAGCGGUUCAUGGAGCGGUCCAGUACCACGUUGCAGAGCAAUUCAAUGUGCUCCACCACUUAUACCAAUAAAUGGUCGGAUCGACGGAGCGAGCGUAUCAGCGAACCAUCGAAAGUAUUCGGUUGGCGCUUUGGUGACAUUUAGCUGUAAUGAAGGGCAUUUACUCGUUGGCGAAGCCAGUAUCGUUUGCACAGAAAGUGGAUUUUACUCGUCACCACCACCGUUCUGCAAAAGUCAAUGCCCGUAUCCGGGAGAUCCCCCGAAUGGUUUGAUAGCACCACUCAAAUUUCACUAUGAUCCUGGCGAUUAUUUGAGCGUUCAAUGUCGACCCGGUUUUGUUGAAUAUGGUACAAACACAAAUGGACCACCCGAAAGACCGAGAUGUUUGCCGGAUGGUAAUUGGUCGGGUCCAGUUCCACAAUGCCGUAACUACGAAGAAGUCUAAUCUAAAUAAAACCUACAAUCCGAUGCAAAACAGAAAGUUUAUCUCUCAAUAAACACAGAUUAUCCAAUUUUCCUCUAACAUUUUACAAAUUUAAAAUCCCAAUUGUUUAUAAUUAUUAAGAAAAAAAAUAUUUAAAUGAAAACAACAACAAAAAAAAGAAUAUUCUAAUUAUAUCAAUUGAAAGAUAGAUUAGCUGAUAACCCAACUACAAAAAGCUGAAAAUACAAAAAAAAAAAACAUUCCAUUAGUUGGAUUUGUUUGAUCUCGUAUCAAUUUUACAAGAAUUUGCAUUCCAAUGUAACAUAUAUAUAAAGACGAAAAUAUCAAAUCAAAGUAUUAAUUUUAAUACAAUGUAAGCAUAUCAAAGGAAAUGAAAAUCAAACGGACAAAUGUUUGGAACGAAGAAUAUAAAUACGAGUAUGAAAGAGAAACAAAAUAGACAUAGAUUGAAAAAUAGACAAAGCUAAAAAAAAAGUUUUAUCAAAUGUUUUGCAAACGAAGUCGUAACACACACUGUGCAUCAUAUGGUGGCACGGUGAGACAGAGCGAGAGCAAAAAUGGAGUGAAGUAUACAUAGUUUUUCAAUGAGAAUAGUUUAUGUAUUGUACAUAAGUGCAUGAGCAAUAUAUUUUCUUCUUCUUGGUCAAUCCAAUUUUAUCAUGACAAUUAUUAGUUUUAAAAGUCCAAUGAUAUCUUUAACAACAACAACAAAUUAUUAAAUACAAUAUUCGCUGUUCAAUCAAUAGAUUAGUUUCGAUCGAAAGUAUUUUGGGAUCGAGCCAUUUCUUGAGCUAAAAGUGACAGCGAAUUUGUUGUUUGGCACAACUAUGUGAAAGAUUAAGAGCAACAACGAUAAUAACUGAAACAGCAACUGCAGUACACACAAUUUCAUUUUCGUUUUUGCGUUCAUUUAAUGGCAACAAGUAAUGUAACACGUGUAAUGAUUUUUAGUGGCAAUAAAAUACUGAAGUUUCAAGAACAAACCAAA
Molecule: messenger RNA, 4356 nt
Organism: Contarinia nasturtii (swede midge)
Lineage: Eukaryota; Metazoa; Arthropoda; Insecta; Diptera; Cecidomyiidae
Gene: hig
Product: locomotion-related protein Hikaru genki
Exons: 17
Coding region: 597-3368 (923 amino acids)
Source: RefSeq, a predicted model, not a curated record